AUGGGUUCGCUCGGCAGCUUCCUCGUUGUAUACAUCUUCGGGGGCCUCACAUUUAUCCCGCUGGUCCUUUCGCUGAUCUUCCUCUAUGCCUACCUGACCCUCCCGAACGCCCCUUCUCCCGACCAACUCUACGAACAAGCUACCGACGUGCUGCGUCAGCCUACCGAUGAUGAGCAUAGCCUGAAGUCUGGUACUGACCAGCUCGCCGAGAAGUUCCAUCGCACUCAUGAUUCUGAAGUCGCUACUGGUAAAUGGAAAGCCCCCGGAGAGGACGACGCCUGCGGGGAGGUCGUUGCUGCUGAAAGCCCCAGCGUCUAUCAGGCUAUGUACCGGAGUUUGUUCGACAGGAAGCAAGCGCCGAGCAUUGAGCCGGCGAAAUCGAACGGGAAGAAUAUCAAACGCGCGCGGAACGUGUUCUACAUUGUCCUUCGGAUUGGCGCUGCCACAAGACAUGGCCACUUGAUGCUUUACGACGAUGCGAAUCAAGUUGAAGUUCGCUAUGUCAUCUCCCUCUCUCAUCACGACGUUACAAUCCAAGGCAGCGAAGGGGAUAUCCCUGAGGGCGAAUUGUGGAUCAAGCGCAAUGCUAUCUGUCUCUCGCGGCGACUGGAUUCGCUCGGAGACCUAGGUGGCCCGACGCCACCCUUCUUUUUGUUUUCUGAAAACUUGUCGGAAAAGGAGGAUUUCUAUCUGGCAAUGCUCCGGAAUCAGUCAAAGCUUUGGAAUUCGGCGGACCGGCCACCAAAGCGUCAGGAGUUUGACGUGAAGCAUAUCGUCUCGCUAGUUCAGCGCCUGCAUUCUUCAGAGGAGCAAUUGCAGACAAGAUGGAUCAAUGCUUUCUUUGGCCGCCUGUUCCUUGCCUUGUACCGAACACCCGAGUUGGAGGAGUUUGUGCGAAGCAAGAUUGCCAAAAAGAUCUCGCGCGUAAACAAACCGAACUUCAUUAGCAAGGUUGGCCUGCAGAGGAUUGAUAUGGGUGAAGGUGCUCCUUUCCUCACGAACCCCCGGUUGAAGGACCUGACCGUCGACGGAAAUUGCUGCAUCGAGGCAGAUGUUCAAUACUCGGGCAAUUUCCGCGUGGAGAUCUCGGCCACGGUGCGCAUUGAUCUGGGUCAGCGAUUCAAGGCGAGGGAGGUAGAUAUCGUGUUGGCCGUGGUUUUGAAGAAGCUGGAGGGCCAUCUGCUGAUCCGGUUCAAGCCCCCUCCUAGCAAUCGAUUUUGGAUGUCCUUUGAGACCAUGCCGAGAAUUGAGAUGGAUAUUCAACCCAUUGUCAGCUCGAAGCAGAUCACCUUCAGUCCUAUCCUGCGCACUAUCGAGAGUAAGAUUCGAGAAGUGGUGGCCGAGAGCAUCGUUUUGCCGUUCUGGGACGACGUCCCAUUCAUGGAUACUCGCGACCAGGCCUUCCGUGGAGGUAUCUGGCAGCGCGAGACUCCCGAACCCAAUACCGAGGUGGACAUAACUGAUGAAGUGGGCGACGGGCCGGCGACGCCUAAGAGCCUUGGUGGAGAACCGUCACUCGAAGCUCUCAGGUCCAAGGACGACCGAACAAUGAGCAUGCCUGUUCUUUCCGAGUCGAAUCCCGCCAAAGCCAAAGUUAAAUCCCGCAAGGGCUUGAAGCCAUCGGUUUCGGACUUGCCGAACGUGUCAACCGCUGCUGCUACCGGUGUCGAGAGAUCUGAGAGCAUGCCAUUACCCCGUGCCAUCCGAUCUCAGACCUUCUCACACGCUGCCGACCCGGUGGUUACGACCGAUAAUGCCAAUCAAGUGGUGACAGAGCCUAAGACUGACGAGAAGACCAGUGCUACUAGUGCCAUGAUUGAAAUCUCAAAGCGCUCCCCGCCUGCGUCGCCGAACCGGACACCAAGCAACUCUCCACCCAGUGGAGGCAUCAUGAUGCCGGAGAAUGCAAUUCACAGUCGAGGAUCCUCCAUUGCUGAUUCCAUCGAUGGCCUCAGCUUCUACGGCGAUCAUGGCAUCCGAAGCUCAUCGUCUGCUCGUUUGGACAAUAAAUCCUUAUCUGGACCCCGAAGCUCCCGAGGAAGCUCUACCACUUCCCUUGGUAGCGAUAAACCCCGUCGGCGGAGCACUAUCGAGACAUUGACCAAGUCGCUCACGUCCAACAUGCAGUCUGACGAGAAGUCCAUCGGAAACAUGACUAUUGGGUCAGCAACUGCUGCCGCGAAGAAGUGGAGUUGGAGUGUGUUUGGCAAAAACGACUUGAACACCGACGAGACAUCCCGGACCCCGACAGGGGCCUUGAACGAACCCAUCGGCCGUGGACAUCCACAUCCUCCGCCGGGAGCGCCUCUACCACGGCCUGACAAGUAUGCCUUGAAACGCAAUUCAGGGACUUUGCCCAAGCGCAAACCCGUGGGAGUACCACCAUCUUUACCCGAAAAGUCUACCACGAGCGACACUCGACCUUUUCCUCCGCUUCCUCUGCCUCGUAGGAAACCCAUUCCCCAGCCUCUCCACAUCGAAAGCACUCCCGACGAUGUGCUAGUUGUCCAAGCGCCACAUGAUUCUGCACCGGACAGUCCAGCUACUGGCGAGCUGGAACUGGAGGAGGCUUCAACUGGGCUGUCUGCCCGGGAGAGCGAGACCUCCAAAACCGAUACCUCUGGAGCGGAUCUGAAAUGGGACGACGAGGAAGAUGUCGAGUCUUUACCCCCGGGUAUCCGAGAACUAGGAGAUGAGCUAGUCCCGGUCCAGUCUGCAGCUUGUAUGGCUAUUUUGAUUGUUGGAGUUUGA
Messenger RNA from Penicillium daleae, 2751 nucleotides. Its product is annotated as SMP domain-containing protein. NCBI's taxonomy places the organism in Eukaryota, Fungi, Ascomycota, Eurotiomycetes, Eurotiales, Aspergillaceae. Gene Ontology annotation, molecular function: lipid binding. Bases 1 to 2751 code for a protein of 916 amino acids. The record is from RefSeq and is a predicted model, not a curated record. The transcript has 4 exons. Gene Ontology annotation, biological process: phospholipid transport. Gene Ontology annotation, cellular component: endoplasmic reticulum; ERMES complex.